AUUAUAUAUAAUAGGAACACGCCGCGUGAUUCUCUUGUAGAACGGUCAGUGGCGUUCUGCCGCAAGUGUUCGGCAGCGGCGUAGCAUGAUCCGUAGCAGUAGCAGUACCUACAUAUUAAUAUUAUACCUAUUAAAGCACCCGCUGCGGCCAACCCGAACAAUAUCGUCGCCGUCACCGUAUACCGCGAUUAUCGUAACGUACACUAAUAAAUAAUAAUAAUAUACUUUAUUAUUAUACAUAUUAUAUAUAUAUGACAUUACCGUCACGAUACACGACUAUGGAAACGUCGUCGUCGUCGUCAGCGAAGCGGCCUGCCGCCGCCGUGACUUCCGCGUUGCACUGCUGGUCGUACACAGAAGCGGAGCGCCAGCAUCUUUUUAGGGUGUCCCGGUUGUUCAUCACGUCUUAUUACGUGUACGUGUCGUACUAUGGGCUGUUUGUAUUGGACCUGAGCAGCAUUGAUCAUCCCACAUGGGGUGAUUUAGGUUCCAAUUGGUGGUGGAAAUGCGUCUCCGUGUGGAAUCUGGUAUUGCAAGUUACAUACUUCAUUUAUUGCACAGUAUUCGUAGAUUAUGCUGAUUCUGGGCCUGGAAAGUCGUGGAUAAAACCUCGGUUACAACAAAACAAGAAAAUAAGAGAUUUCAUAUUUGUCAGCCUUGUGUUUCCAGUGACAAUUGAUGUAUGCGUUAUGUUUUGGGCAAUCUGUGCUGUGAACAAGCCUUUGUUGUUUCCAAAUGAAAUGAACAAUUGGAUACCGGAUUGGUAUAACCACGCCGUGCACACCAAUCCGAUUGUAUUAACGUUGUUUGAUAUGGCCACCACCAAGCAUAGUCAGCCCAAACUGAUCGAAUCCACGGCAGGGUUGUUUAUGUUGUCCGGUUCAUACGUCACAUGUUUACUUUAUAAUAAAUUUACAACUGGAAGAUGGAUAUAUCUUAUCAUCGGAGAGGUUACAGCGAGUCUGAUGGAAGUAAUCAUUUACUUUGCAAUAACGGCUUUUAUUAUGCCAUUUAUGUGUUUGCUAAUUGGUCAUAAAAUGUGUUCAUGGUUUUCAAGCUCACAAAUGGAAAAAAAACAUAAAAUGUCUUAAAAACAAAACAAUCAUAAACUACUUAUGUGAUGAAUAAUAGUCAAAUAUUUACAUAGUAUUACUUUUACAACAAUGUUUACUAUUAUAGAUAUUUUUGGUUUAAUUUAUUACAUUUAAAUACUUAAUAACAUAU
Messenger RNA from Melanaphis sacchari, 1224 nucleotides. Its product is annotated as androgen-dependent TFPI-regulating protein-like. The transcript has 5 exons. Gene Ontology annotation, cellular component: endomembrane system; membrane. Bases 252 to 1091 code for a protein of 279 amino acids. Lineage: Eukaryota; Metazoa; Arthropoda; Insecta; Hemiptera; Aphididae. The record is from RefSeq and is a predicted model, not a curated record.